Messenger RNA from Penicillium taxi, 747 nucleotides. RefSeq lists its product as uncharacterized. Lineage: Eukaryota; Fungi; Ascomycota; Eurotiomycetes; Eurotiales; Aspergillaceae. The transcript has 2 exons. Bases 1 to 747 code for a protein of 248 amino acids. The record is from RefSeq and is a predicted model, not a curated record.
AUGUCCAAACCCCUCCGAGUCGGCAUCCUACUAGCCGACAUAGUCCAACUCCUAGACCUAGCAGCAGUAGACCUCCUCUACAUGACAUCGCCAGAAUACCUAGUAGACCUAGGUCUCCCAACCCCCCUAAUAGACCUAGGUCGACCCUGUCAAAUCCACUACAUAGGCCAAAAGCAAAUAAACGCCCCAUUAACCUCCCAAACAACAAUCCCCCUCACAAACACCCUCACGGAUGAAGAAGUCGCGCCAGGAAACCUAGACAUACUCUACCUCCCCGGCUCUCCACCGAAGAACAUGCCCCCGCCAGAGGCAUACCUGGAUUUCCUGCGUCGACACAGCGAUGCAGGCGUUACCAUCCUGUCUAUCUGCACUGCGGCGCUCAUCGUCGCCCAUGCGGGCCUUGCUGCUGGAAGGACGGUUACUGCGCCACGGUUCCUGAUUCCUCAAUUGCGGAAACAGUUUCCUGACGCUGUUUGGGACGAUAGUGUACGGUUUACGCGGCAUGGAAAUUUGUGGAUGAGUGGUGGAAUUACGAACGGACAUGAUCUUAUCGCCGAGUAUCUGAGGGUCAAUUAUCCGGCGCCGCUCGUCAAUACUAUUCUUGCUGCUGCGGAUGUUCCUUUACGGCCGGCUGAGUAUGAGACUAAGGCUACUACUGAUACUCUGUAUAUGGUUUGGCAGGUUAUGAGGGCUUUACCUUAUACAGUUGUGAAUAUGGUUGUCAAUAGGGAAUAUACGAGGGUGUAG